Botrytis byssoidea is the source of this 1926-nucleotide messenger RNA. RefSeq lists its product as uncharacterized. NCBI's taxonomy places the organism in Eukaryota, Fungi, Ascomycota, Leotiomycetes, Helotiales, Sclerotiniaceae. The coding region runs from base 1 to 1926 and encodes 641 amino acids. Gene Ontology annotation, molecular function: oxidoreductase activity, acting on paired donors, with incorporation or reduction of molecular oxygen; monooxygenase activity; heme binding. The record is from RefSeq and is a predicted model, not a curated record. The transcript has 4 exons.
AUGAUUUCACUGUUCACUCUCGUUUUGGCUACACUUCCAAUUUAUUGGGUGUAUUCGAACAUAGUAGGAUUACAAAAGAAUAUUGCAGCUGCUAAACGUUCAGGUUUAACAUAUGUAGUAACGCCGAUUAGCCUUUAUAAUCCAUUUUGGUUAAUAACUCAUCGUGUGUGGUUACCUUUCAUUAGAAAGCUGCCGACAACAUGGACAGAAAGUUGGAUUGAUUAUAUGACACCAGAUUGGUGCUGGGAGAAACUUUACCACCCAUUUGCCAAAAACGGCGAUGCAUUCUUAACCGUUUCCCCUGGAUCAAUCCUUGGAUUUAUCUCAAAUGCAGAAGCGACGCAUCAGAUCACAAGUCGUCGAGAGGCCUUUCCCAAACCUCUUGAAUCGUACCGUAUUCUCGAGAUAUUUGGUCGGAAUGUUGUAACGACCGAAGGAAUUGAAUGGAGGGGACAUAGAAAGAUAUCCUCACCAAGUUUUACUGAAAGGAACAAUGCGCUAGUGUUUGCAGAAUCUUGUGCACAAGCACAGGGAAUGUUGAGAAGAUGGUUGGGUCCUGACGGGAGAGGAAAUGUAACUUUGAAAGAAGUUCCUACUGAUACCAUGAGAGUUACAUUGCACAUUAUAAGCAGGAUUGGAUUCGGGGUUCGUCUAUUGUGGCCAGGAGAGAAAGCGAGGAGCAAGGAGCAAGAAUCCGUUUACAGCAGUAAUGAAGCGCCUGAAGGUCACACGAUGAGCUUCGAGAGAUCUUUGAGUACUCUUUUAGAGACUUUAGUCUGGGUGCUAUUUCUUCCUAAAUGGCUCCUGAGAUUAAUGCCUUUUGAUUCCGCCCACAAAGCAUUAGAAUCUUUUGAAAAUUUCGGUCAGUACAUGAACGAGUUGUUUGCCCAAAAGGCUCGGGAUGCUAUGGAGAGUAAGGAAAGUGAGGGUAUGGAUAUUAUGGGCUUCCUAGUGAAGAGUUCAUACGGUCCUUCAAGUGCGCCGGGGUCUACUAAACCGUCACCGGACCGAGUCGAAAAAGGGCAAGCUAACAAAGUCGCUCUCUCGGACUCGGAAAUUUUGGGAAAUGCCUUCGUCAUGAUGGUCGCGGGUCAUGAGACGACCGCGAACUCGGUCCACUUCUGCCUCGUAGAACUAGCCAUCAGCCCUAGAUCGCAGCGACAAGUCCAAGAAGAAGUGCAAAAAAUCUUUGGCGAUGAAUCUCCUGAGACUUGGGAUUAUGAGAAGAAUAUCAACGUCCUCAUGGGUGGUAUGGUCGGAGCCACUCUCAAUGAACAACUUCGCCUCAUGCCUCCCGUGGUCAAUAUUCCUAAAUCAGUUGGUCAAGGUCACGAUCAAACAAUUUUCAUUGAUGGAAAGAAAAUAGCUCUCCCCGCUGGGGCACAUAUCAACCUUAAUACAAUAGGUCUCCAUCGAAACCCUAGGUACUGGCCAACUGAGCCCUCGAAAAUCACCACGCAGAAUAACGAUCUCGAUGACUUUAAACCAGAGAGAUGGCUCAUUAAGCAAUUAGGGAAAGAUGACAGCGCCAAUGAUUCCUCUGAGGAUGAUGAUUUUGGUGGAUUCACAGGGAAAACCACAUCCGAAGGAUUAUUCCGCCCAGUUAGAGGUUCUUACAUUCCAUUCUCCGAUGGUGCUCGAUCUUGCUUAGGUCGAAGAUUGGCCCAAGUUGAGGUCAUGGGCGUACUUGCUGUAGUUUUGCAAAAUCACUCAAUGGAGCUUGCAGUCGAUGAGUGGGCUACAGAUGAAGAAGUUUUGAGGAUGUCCGUAGACGAGAAGAGGGAAUUGUAUAGUAAGGCGCAAAAGAAGGCAAGAGAGACGAUUAGAGGGGCUACGUCACUCAUCACUCUGAAACUGCACCCUGGUUUUAUUCCCGUACGACUGGUAAAAAAGGGGGAGGAACGCUUUGUAAAUAUUAUAGAUUAG